AUGGUUUUGAGAAAAUGCUCGGUCUGUUCGAGGGUCUUCAAAAAGACCGAACAUUAUAAGCGACACGAGCGCUCCCACACCAAAGAACGUCCAUAUGAAUGCAAUGUCUGCCACAAGCGCUUCUCUCGCAGUGAUGUGUUGAGUCGCCAUGCCAGAGGCCAUAAACAGACCCACACGACAGCCGGCCCAUCAGAGGGGCCGUAUUUGCAGCCAUCGGUGGUAGCUAGUUCUCCAGUCCCAGGUGUAAACAAUGCCUCCGUCGUCACAGGAGCACCAUGUCUUCCCGCGUCGUCUACGACCCCACGCGAAACACCUCUGGCAACCGGGUUACCGUCGUCGCUGGACUACCUGGCUAACAUAUCCGCCAACCAUGGCCGCAGCGAGACGGAAUCAAAUACGAUGGCAAUCGACGAGCCUCAGCCUUAUUAUGGCUGGAAUGAAGUGACACCCGCGGGUCACCCGCCUCGGGCUGGCUUGGCCUUCGACCCGGUGCCAAAAGACAUGCUUCAAAUGUGGCUCGAACCGCGCACCGAUACAGCGUCAAAUAAUUCGCUGGACCCAAUACAUGACAAUCAACUUCCUCUCAUCAGUGAUAAUUUUAUACUCACCCCAGAUCCGAGUCGGCGUUCAGUCGACAAUAAGCUCGACAGCGACAAUAUUCCCAACGAGCGCUUCUUCAAAGUUCAGCGGUGCUGGCUGGCACCGCCUAGCACUGGGCGUCUCAUCAAUAGCUUGUGGCGGGACAGUGCGAUGUCUUCGGUCGAUAAUAUUUUCUCCGUCCAGUCAUUGCACUUCGCCGAUGAUCCAAACGCGGGCCAAGGGUCGCGAUGUGGAUUUGAUGAGGAUUGCAGACGACGACUACAAGCAGGGUUCUCAGAUAACACACAACCUCCUCAAACCACCCCAAUAAUCCCUGCGGAUUGGAUCGCCUCGGCAUCCCAUUACUCCGAUUUCCCUCCCGCUGAGAUCUUUGACAUGUCAUUAGACCAUUACUUUCGGCUUUUCCAUCCACUUUUACCAUUCGUCCACGUUCCUACUUUCGCUGCAAACAAAACACGCCCAUCACUUCUCUAUGUCAUGACGCUCAUCGGAAUGACAUUGCUUGGCACUAAGGGAACUACCGCUUUCGUCUCCAGAAAUUUCGCUGCCGUUCUGGAGAAUGUUACGUCUGAGUUCUCGAGGUGCUCAUUGGGGCUCGACAAUUCCACUGGUACUGUGACCAUGCUUGCCACAGCUUUGUUAUUAUUGGAGCUGGCGGGAUUGACAGGGAAUGGGACAUAUCUCGGAAUGUGCCAGCCUCUUUAUAUCAACAUCAUGUCUGUAGCUCAACGGCACGGUCUUUUCUCGGUCACUGAGGGACAGAUUCUGGAUAUGACGCUCUUUGAAUCAGUCUCAAAUAUAGACAUGAGAUGGAAAGCAUGGAGCAAGGUUGAAAUAAUUACCGGACUUCUUCUUCUGGACUCAUGGUACUCCUCAUUUCUUUCAACAAGCCCUAUCGUACAUCCAGACUCGAUCCAAACCAUUCUCCCCUGCAGCGAAGAUCUUUUCCGCGCACACUCUUCCACUCGGUGGGCCCAGCUAAUCCGCAGCGGCAACCGCAUCCUUUCGCUGACAAUACGAGCACCAUCCGAGAAAGUCAACGUUCCAGCCCUCGAAGGGCCCCUCGAAGACUUCUGCAUCCAAGCAGUGUUGGCUAUUGUUCAUCUUCGCCAAUCCGAAGCCUAUCACCGCCUCCUCUCUAAUAGAGCCAGUUACCCUUUUGCACCUUGCCAUACAUACGCUAUGGACGGCCGUGCCAGAUGUCUUCCUUCACUCCAGUCUCAGCUCAUCACAGCCUAUGGCGAAAUUCUCGAUCAUCUCAAUUCAAAUACUCUCAUUGCCUGGCAUUAUAUGUGUAUGAUGCUCACGGCUGAUAUACAAAUAUUUGACUUGGCCGCUGGCCGCGCGGGCCCAACUCCCGCCCGGAAAGCCCUGGCAGAUAUCCGCGAGUGGUCGCAGACUCCUGCUGCUCGGCGUGCGUGCCUUCAUGCUGCGCUUAUAUACAAAGUCAUGACGAACCGGAAGACAUCUGAACAUCCUACAUUUCAGUCAAUAUUCUCGCUCUUCUCGGCUGGUCUGGUGUUAGGGCUGUAUACUUUUAUGGUCCCGGAAGCCACUAACAUUUCGUCCACCCUUGGGUCGAUAGAGUUGAUGGAUGAUGUUAAUUGGAGAUCGGUGGGAAUGGAAGGAUUCACGAGUUUCAUGGAGCCCGAUGGAAGCCAAGCGUUCUCACCUACCGAUAAUCCUGCCAUCAACUUCAUUCGUACUGGCGCUACUAUAUACCUACGAGGUCUGUCGUUCCAGGGUGGGUAUCAAUCUGCGCGUCGUGUUCUCCUCGACUACGCUUCUCUUCUCAAAGACUCUGGGAGAUGGACGGUCAACCAAUUUUCUCACAUUUUAUAUAUUAUGAGUGAUGUGCUUAUGGAUGUGGAAUGA
Molecule: messenger RNA, 2475 nt
Organism: Penicillium salamii
Lineage: Eukaryota; Fungi; Ascomycota; Eurotiomycetes; Eurotiales; Aspergillaceae
Source: the annotation of a GenBank genome assembly